Parathielavia appendiculata is the source of this 700-nucleotide messenger RNA. RefSeq lists its product as uncharacterized. The coding region runs from base 324 to 602 and encodes 92 amino acids. The record is from RefSeq and is a predicted model, not a curated record. Lineage: Eukaryota; Fungi; Ascomycota; Sordariomycetes; Sordariales; Chaetomiaceae. The transcript has a single exon.
CUAUUUUACGGAGUCCCUGAAGAUCUGGGAUGAGUCGGCAGAUGCUGUAGUGAUGCCAGUGGAGGUCCUUAGUGGGUCAGCGCUGACCCAAUCAUGCCGCCUUGGAUUGUGUCCCGAAGCUGUUCCGGGUCCUGCCAUUCCCAUGCCGAGUGAACCUGGAAUGUUUUGUUGGCUUUGUUUUUCGGUCCUCCCAGCAGCUUCAGGCCAGGACAAGUUAUCAUAAGAACGCGGUACGCCAUUGCAGUGGUGCUGAUUUUUGCAGGAGUGCAUCUGGCAGACAUUGGUGCAGGUGAGCUCUGUUGGCAUGCGACACGAUUGAGAAAAUGCCCGGACUCGGCUCUCAUCACAUUUCGCUUCUUCCCGUCGUCGCCUCACUGUAUACAAAACUCUGCUGCUUGAUGCGCGGAUGCCUUGGGCAGCGACGGAGGCUGAACCACUCACAACUGCAGCAAAACUUUAAGCAAGCCUCGUGGGAAGCAGAGAAACGGUCUGGCCCGCCGAUCAAUUCCACGACAUCAAACUUGCCAACCAUUGCCCAACACGGUCAUCCGAAGCCUAGUCUCCCGCUCGGCUCAGGCGUCGAGCACAUGCAAGUCAACUAACUCGGUGCUUGUCACUCGGUGAUUGUGCGACGCGAACAGCUUGGAUGCAUGAAACCUCGAAGAGGGGGCCAACAACGAACAUAGCUCUGCAGGAGGCC